AUGGUUCAAGUGGCAACAAUUGAUUUUUCUGGAAAAACUAGAAGCUAUCGGGUUCAUGAUAUGAUGCGUGAGGUCAUUCUUUCUAGGUCAGAGGAGUUAAGUUUUUGUUUGGUCUCACUACAGAACUACUCUAGUUUUGACAGAAUAGCCCGACGCCUUUCAAUUCAAAAUAAUGUAAAUACUCCUAUGGAGACAAUUACUAGUUCCCAAACUCGUUCCAUUCUCAUUUUGGGGAUAGAUGAAGUGUCCAUUUCUUUUUUGACUACUUGUUUUGCGAAUUUCAAGCUCUUGAAAGUAAUGGAUUUUGAAGGUGCUUCUAUAGAUUAUAUUCCUAAAGAAGUGGGAAACCUAUUCCAUCUAAAAUAUUUAAGUUUGAGAGAUACAAAAGUUCAAAUGCUUCCGAAGUCCAUAGGUAAAUUGCACAACCUAGAGACUUUGGAUUUGAAACGUUCCCUUGUGUACGAACUACCGGUGGAGAUCAUUGCGCUUCGUAAGUUGAGAUAUCUUGCAGCCUACAUCGAAAACAAUGAUGCUGAAUUUUCUAUUGAUUUUCGACAAUCGAUAAAGGUGCCAAGUGGCAUUGGUCAUUUAGAGUCCUUACAGAAGCUUCAUAAAGUGGAAGCCAACAAUGCUGCCCUUAUUGCAGAACUAGGAAGGUUAAGGCAAUUGAAGAAGUUGGAAAUCUCGAAACUGAAGAGAGAAAAUGGGAUGGCUUUGUGCACUGCUCUCGAGAAAUUGAGCCUCCUUCGUUCAUUGAGAAUUGGUUCAACAAGCGAGGAAGAAGUUCUUGAAUUACAUUUGAUGUCUUCUCCGUUGCCCUUCCUACAAUCGCUCUGCCUAUUUGGGCGACUAGAAAGGUUACCAGAAUGGAUUCCUAGACUUAAGAGUUUAGUUAGAAUUGAUUUAAUCUGGUCAAGAUUAAUGGAUGAUCCAUUAAAAGUCCUUCAAGCUUUGCCUAAUUUGAUGAAUCUUCGACUUUAUGAGGGAUGUAGAUGUGAGCAAUUACAUUUUGAAGGAGGAGGCUUUCAGAAACUCAAGUCAUUAUGGCUUGGAAAUUUGAGAACAUUGAGUAGGUUGAUAAUAGAAGAAAGUGCCAUGCCUCUUCUUGAACAGCUUGUGAUUGGACCUUCCCCAUUGCUGAAGGAGGUGCCCUCUGGCAUCUACCAUCUAAAAAACCUCAAGUCUCUAGAAGCUCUUAAUUUGUCAAACGAAUUUGUGCUUAGUAUGCAACCAGAUGAAGGUCAUGAUUUUUGGAAAGUCAAGCAUGUUCCCUCUGUCAUUUUCAGAUAUAGGAUUCAAGGGGUACACUUCAUAUUCUACAAGCUUGGUGAUCCAGAGUUGUUGGAAAUGCUCAGAGAUAAUUCAUGA
Molecule: messenger RNA, 1368 nt
Organism: Quercus robur (English oak)
Lineage: Eukaryota; Viridiplantae; Streptophyta; Magnoliopsida; Fagales; Fagaceae
Product: disease resistance protein RPM1-like
Exons: 1
Coding region: 1-1368 (455 amino acids)
Source: RefSeq, a predicted model, not a curated record